This is a messenger RNA of Panonychus citri (citrus red mite), 844 nucleotides long. RefSeq lists its product as uncharacterized. The record is from RefSeq and is a predicted model, not a curated record. The transcript is spliced from 2 exons. Lineage: Eukaryota; Metazoa; Arthropoda; Arachnida; Trombidiformes; Tetranychidae. Bases 46 to 798 code for a protein of 250 amino acids.
CCACCAACAAUUAACAAUUUAAAUUACAUCUCAUCAAAACGUAAAAUGUCAACAAUUAUAUUUAUGUUAAUCAUUGGAAUUGAAAUUUAUUGGUCAACAUCAAUAUCAACAACAAUUAGACAGCAAUUAGUUUUCACCGAUUUAAUUGUAAAACUAAUCACUCUCUUAAUCAAAUACUAUUCAAUUAUAAUUACAUGGUCACUUCAUGGUCCAUUUUUAAUUGAACUAUCAAUACUAAUUUCAGCUUCAUUUAAUCACAUUAAUCAGUUAAUUGUUUCACUUUCAAAUGAUCAAACUAAGACUGACAAUUUAUCCCAAACAAUUAACAAAAUCCGUUCAACUCAUAACAAAAUCAUCGAGUUAACAAUUAAAGUAAAUUCAAUGUUCAAACGAAACAUAUUGAUAAUUUAUCCAAUCAACUUGCUCCAAUUAAUAGUUAAUAUCAACUCGCUAAUUGUUAAUCAUCAAAUCUCCUGGAGAUUAGUUAAUCUUAAUCACUUUCCAUUAAUUUAUUACUCAAUUGCACCGAUAUUCAUAAUCCAUGUAACCUUAAGGUUACUUGAAGUUAAUUGUAAUUCCUUUGCAAGUUUAAAUCAAAUUUACAAUCUAUCUCACCGAGAACAAUUAACAAUUAAAAGUAAAUAUGAAAUUGGUUACUUUCUAUUUCGUAUCAACGAUAAAAACAUUGGAUUUACUUUCUGGAAAUUAAUGAUAAUCGGUCCAAAUUUUUUCUCAUCUAUGAUUACCUUAAUUGUUACAAUGAUUAUCUCAUUACCUUUGAUUGAAAAUUUAAUCUAAUUAAAUAAAUACAACCAAACAAUCAUCGAGUUAAUUGUUACAAUCA